Bursaphelenchus xylophilus (pine wood nematode) is the source of this 661-nucleotide messenger RNA. Lineage: Eukaryota; Metazoa; Nematoda; Chromadorea; Rhabditida; Aphelenchoididae. The record is from the annotation of a GenBank genome assembly.
AUGAGCAGACUUCAUGAGCUCUCCGGAUUUGAUCAAAAAAUGUACAAUGAGGUAUGGUGUUAUAAUGGAAACUAGGCGGUUUAAUAGUUUAGGCUUACAAGGUGGCAGUAAAGUCGCUUGAAUGCAACGAAGUCCCGGUUGGUUGUGUAUUUGUAUAUGAUGGGAUGAUCAUAGGUCGAGGUCAUAACGACGUCAAUCGGUAACUCACCUUCAUAUCAUUUUCAAAUACUCUAGAAUGGCUAACCCAACUCUGCACGCAGAAAUGAAAGCAGUGGAAGAGGUUACAAGAUGGUGCCAAGAGAAUCAAAAAGAUGCAAGAACAGUAAGGAGAACGCACGCUGUUUCUUUCUUGCAGGUGUUCAGUGAAUCUGAUGUAUACGUAAAUCUCGAGCCGUGUUGUAUGUGUUCAUCAGCACUGUAUCAACUGAAAGUGAAGAGAGUUGUCUUCGGAGCGCCGAAUGAAAGGUUCGGGGGGAUGGGGAGUGUAAUGUCCAAUGAGGACUUCAAACAUGAAGCCCAGAUUGAGGUCAUACGAAAUGUGGAUAUGGAUCGAUCAAUUCAAUUAUUGCGCGAUUUUUACAAACAGGAGAACCCAUUUGCCCCCGAGGAAAAAAGAAAAACGAGGAAUAAAUUGGCCGCCAAAGAAGAGCUCUCAAAGUAA